Molecule: messenger RNA, 1073 nt
Organism: Vicugna pacos (alpaca)
Lineage: Eukaryota; Metazoa; Chordata; Mammalia; Artiodactyla; Camelidae
Source: RefSeq, a predicted model, not a curated record
CUGAUGGUGAGACCAUUCUGAAAGGCCUCCAGUCCAUUUUCCAGGAGAAGGGGAUGACGGAGUCGGUGCACACCUGGCAGGACCAUGGUUAUUUAGCGACCUACAUAAACAAAAAUGGCAGCUUUGCCAAUUUGAGAAUUUACCCACAUGGACUGGUGUUGCUGGACCUUCAGAGUUACGACGGGGAUGCGCAAGGCAAAGAAGUUGACAGUCUUUUGAACAAAGUAGAAGAAAGAAUGAAAGAAUUGAGUCAGGACAGUACUGAGCGGGUGAAGCGCUUACCACCCAUAGUUCGAGGAGGGGCCAUUGACAGAUACUGGCCCACUGCCGAUGGCCGUCUGGUUGAGUACGACAUAGAUGAAGUGGUGUAUGAUGAAGACUCACCUUACCAGAACAUUAAAAUUUUACACUCGAAACAAUUUGGAAACAUUCUCAUCCUUAGUGGGGAUGUUAAUUUGGCAGAAAGUGACUUGGCGUAUACCCGGGCCAUCAUGGGCAGUGGCAAGGAAGAUUACACCGGCAAAGAUGUACUCAUUCUGGGAGGUGGAGAUGGGGGCAUAUUAUGUGAAAUAGUCAAACUGAAACCAAAGAUGGUCACUAUGGUAGAGAUUGACCAAAUGGUGAUUGACGGAUGUAAGAAAUACAUGCGAAAAACGUGUGGCGAUGUCUUAGACAAUCUUAAAGGAGACUGCUAUCAGGUUCUAAUAGAAGACUGUAUUCCAGUCCUGAAGAGGUACGCCAAAGAAGGGAGAGAGUUUGAUUAUGUGAUUAAUGAUUUGACAGCUGUUCCAAUCUCCACAUCUCCAGAAGAAGAUUCCACAUGGGAGUUUCUCAGACUGAUUCUUGACCUCUCAAUGAAAGUAUUGAAACAGGAUGGGAAAUAUUUUACACAGGGGAACUGUGUCAAUUUGACGGAAGCCCUGUCACUCUAUGAAGAACAGCUGGGGCGCCUGUAUUGUCCUGUGGAAUUCUCGAAGGAGAUUGUCUGUGUCCCUUCAUACUUGGAAUUAUAUCCUUUGACCAUAUCGUUCUGUUGCCAAAUCAGAACAUCCAUAUAAAUCCCAUGCCUAUUU